AUGGAACUUCUCAUACCAUAUUAUUAUGAUCAGCAUUAUACUGUUACUAAAAUGAGAACCGAUCGUAAUUCGGGAACCAUUGAUUAUAAAAGUAAAGCGAAUAAUGAAUCCUUAAGAAAGCUCAUUAUAUGCAACUGUUGCUCCAAUCCAGUUGUAAUAUCCUAUAAUUCAGAGGACUGCAUAACUAAUAUUACUCCAGAUUCAAACUUAUCUCGGUUGAAUCAUAAUCUUCUCAUACAUAAUUUAUUUUGUAAAGAGUGCAAUAGCUUGGUUGGUUACAAAAUUGCAAGUUAUAACCUAAAUUUACUAGAUAUAUCGCCCGAUCCCACAUCAAUAUUGAUACCACAACAGUCCAUAUCACAAUCAGAUUCUCAUUUAUCACAUCAGUUACAUUCAUAUAAUACAGUUUCACCUUCGAAACAAUCUUCAGUUGAAUCUCAAUGUUCUUGUGAGGAAGAUGAGUUAACAAAGUUUAAAAAUAACUUAUUUAAAAUAGAACAAAAUGUCAAUGCAAGAGUAGAACUACUAGAUCGGUGCAAUUAUGUUCAGAAUAAUGAACUGCUAGUAGGAAAAUCAUUCUUGUUUAUAUCCAGAGUAACAUGUAAUUAG
Messenger RNA from Scheffersomyces amazonensis, 609 nucleotides. RefSeq lists its product as uncharacterized. The transcript has a single exon. The record is from RefSeq and is a predicted model, not a curated record. The coding region runs from base 1 to 609 and encodes 202 amino acids. Lineage: Eukaryota; Fungi; Ascomycota; Pichiomycetes; Serinales; Debaryomycetaceae.